AUGGCUGGUACUGCAACGAUGGCGACUUCCUCGCCCAUUCCUCACACAGACUCGUCACAUCCCUCCAACCCUAUCCCCGAAGAACCUCUCAAAACACGUGCCGUGUCAAUAACAGCAUUGAGUCAGCAGUCUGUAGAGUCGAGUCUCAACACUGUCUUCACCAACGACAAUUCUUCAGAUAUCGACACCACGCCCUCGACACCUAUGAGCGACCAAGACUCGGACGGGUCAGUGCAAGAGCUCUCAGAUCGACAGCAUGGACAGAAGUCUCGAAGAAGAAGGCGUGCCUCCACUAUGUUGGUUUCGCAGGACACACCAGAUGCAAAAUUGUUCCUCCAAGGCGAAGGUGGUGCUACUCAAAUGUUCCAGAAAGCCUGUUGCGGGGGCGGUUGCUGCAUGUUGAAAGAGCUCAAGCAGCGCCCCGCUCUAACUUCGCGUGACUCGGUUCGUGAGCCAAACACUCAUGCAUACACAAGCCUCAACCUACGACUCAAUGCUGCGCUAGGUCUGGAAAGCGAGUUGACUGAAUUAGCCGAGCUGCCUGAGAAGACUGUUUCAUUCGAGUCUUUAAAGGCAGACAGCUCUACACAAGCCACUCAGCACGACAAACACCCCCCAAAUUUUGUGAAACCUCAUCCUCCUUAUGACGUCUUCUCCGCACCACUUUACCAUGCAAGAGAACUUACCAAGGCUGGAGCUGAAAAGAGAACAUUUCACUUCGAUAUUGACGUGACAGAUUAUCCAGAAGAAGGAGGAGAUGUCGAGUUUCGUGUGGGAGGUGCUAUUGGUGUGUGUGCACCCAAUGACCCCAAGUUGGUCGAUCAGAUCUUUGACAGACUCGGUGUCCCAAAGUUUGUGCGGGAUAAGCCAGUACUGCUCAAGACAACCAAGGGUCGGUGGCCGACAAUCUGGGGAGAGGAUGAAGCACGUGAACUGGUCACAACACGACGAGAACUUCUCACUUGGUGCACAGAUAUACAGUCAUACCCUCCUACGAAACAGCUUUUCCGCCUCUUUGCCGAACAUGCAUCUGAUGCUGACGAGAAGCAAAUUUUAUACUACCUGAGCUCAGCCCAAGGUCAAGCAACAUUCUGUGACCUGAGAACCGGGCCCUACCUUACCCUAUUACAGCUAUUGCACGCUUUUCCAUCCUCGAUGCCUCCAUUGGAAUACCUUUUGGGUACUUUGAACCAGCUUAUGCCUCGCUUCUAUUCACUCUCUCAGGACCCGCUUGUCUCACACGAGCGCGAAGGUGACAAGGGUAGACGUCUGAUCGAGGUUGCCGUAUCCGUCCACGAGUCUGCGGAUUGGCAAGGAGGCAACAGGACUGGUGUAGGCUCUGGUUUUCUAGAACGCUUGGCUAUGCAAGUGGUUGAGGCUGAGAAGAACGGUAUUGACCCGAAAGACCUCGAUCUGCGAGUGCCCAUGUUCAGAGGUUUAAUGGCCAAUCCUCUGGCCCGUCAAUUUGUGACUGACGGGCCCAUGUUACUCAUCGGAGCAGGUGUUGGCGUCGCACCUUUCCGUGGGUUUGUACACAGGAGAUUGAAGUCCGCCAACUGCGCCAACAAAGUCUGGGUUCUUCAAGGUGUCCGUGACAGCCUUGUGGAUGAGCUCUACGCCGGUGAUUGGGGUGUUCACGAGGACAAAGUGAAGAAAGUCGUGCAGUCACGAAAGGCGGAAUCGAGAUAUGUACAGGAAGAAGUCAGAGCGCAAGCGGACCUGGUAUGGUUCAUCAUUAAUGCGCUUGAUGGACGUGUAUUUGUAUGUGGAAGCUCGAAGGGUAUGGGUGAAGGCGUGGAGGCCGCUCUCAUCGACGUUGCCAUUGGCAAAGGUGGUCUCAACAAGGAUGAGGCCAAGGCAUUCUGGGAAGAAAAGAAGGAAGCUGGACAAUACAUUGCCGAAACAUGGUAA
Molecule: messenger RNA, 1911 nt
Organism: Lithohypha guttulata
Lineage: Eukaryota; Fungi; Ascomycota; Eurotiomycetes; Chaetothyriales; Trichomeriaceae
Exons: 1
Coding region: 1-1911 (636 amino acids)
Biological process (GO): homocysteine metabolic process
Cellular component (GO): cytosol
Molecular function (GO): [methionine synthase] reductase (NADPH) activity; flavin adenine dinucleotide binding; FMN binding
Source: RefSeq, a predicted model, not a curated record